CGGUGACACACUGCUGGGUUUUACUCAUGAGUACAGCUGGUAUGUAAAACAGCUGGAGCUGCUGUGGGCAGGAGGUGUGGACGAGGUUUCAGAAGCAGCUGAAGAAAGUCACAGUGAACACUUCAAUCCAUGGGCCUGAAAAAUUCCCACCCCAAGCUGUUCCCGGGGGACAUCGUGGAGUAUCCCAGGAACAAAUACUUCUCCCACUUCGGAGUGUACUACGGAGAGAGGGAUGGCGUUCCCUACGUCGCUCAUCUGACAUGUCGAGAUUCAGACACGAUGUUCCCGCUGUUCGGCCGAGCGCUGAGGUCUGAAAUCAAACUGGAUCCGCUGGAGAUGCUGGGGACGAAAUACAAGGUCAGCAACAUGCUGGACGGCUGGCACUCGGCCCGGGACUUCCACAGCGUAGUGAAGCCGGCAAUCGACGACAUGAUGGGCCGUGAGGUCACCUUCGACAUCCUGUUCCACAACAGCGAGCACCAGGCGACGCUCUUCAGAUACGGAGUGAAGAAGUCGGAGCAGAUCGAGACUAUCUACGAGCACAUCAUGCCUGCCUGGAAGAAGCUGAUGGAGAGGAAGGAGCUGUGAGAGCUCACAGCAGCCAGUGGAGGGCGCCAUUCUCCUCAGCUGAACCUCCGGAAACCUCAGAGACCACCAGGACUUCCUCAAUCAUCCUUCCAGCCUCACUUCCCUGGUUCCUUCCCUCCUUAUUUACACCCUUCAUUCAUUCCAUCCCUCCUUCCUUUUUCCUCUUUUCCAUCCUUCUUUUGCUCCACACUUCCUUCCUUCCUUCCUUCCAUCCUUCCUUCAUAUCCACUUCAUUCCUCCCCUUCUCAUUUCUUCAUCCUUCCCUCCUGUCCCUCAUUUUUCAUCACUUUCUUCCUUCCUUCCUUGUUCCUUUCUUUCCUUUCCUGCCUCCUUCCCUCCUUGUUUUCUUCCUUCCCAUCCCCUUGAUUCCUUCAUUCCCUCCCUUCUUUCUUCCUUCCAUCUUUCUUCCCUCCAUUCUUCCUUCCUUCUUUGCUUCUGUCUUUCCUUCCCUCUCCUCUCCUUCCCUUCAUUCCUUCCUUCCUUCCUUCCUUGCUUCUGUCUUUCCUUCUCUUCUUCUUUCCUUCCUUUUGUCCUUGUUUCCAUCCUUCCUUCUUUUCCUUUUCCUUCCCUCCUUCAUUCAAAUGAUCAGAGUUCACCAGAUGUUCAUCAAACGUUCAGUUUAUUAGAAGAAAACUUGAUUUACAGAUAAAAUGGUAUUUUGAGUCACACUGUUGAUAAUCAGAGACAAAGUUUUAAUGCAGAUCGAGUUAUUUAGUAUCAGUUUUAGGGGAAAAAUGUGUAAUGUGACAUUUCUACUGUUUUUCUCUCAGGUGAUUUGAUCCUGUUCAACAUUUCUGUCCCCUGAUGUUUUUAUUUUCACUCAUUCUUUCUGUUUAUUCGCUCUUGAUUCAGUUUGUUUUUAUUCAGUCGCUGCAGAAUUCUGCUUCAACUGUUGAUUUCUAACUUUAGUAAACUUUUGUUUGACAGAAUGAAUCUUCA
This is a messenger RNA of Amphiprion ocellaris (clown anemonefish), 1527 nucleotides long. It is a transcript of the gene plaat1l, whose product is annotated as phospholipase A and acyltransferase 1-like. Gene Ontology annotation, biological process: N-acylphosphatidylethanolamine metabolic process. Bases 130 to 588 code for a protein of 152 amino acids. The transcript is spliced from 5 exons. NCBI's taxonomy places the organism in Eukaryota, Metazoa, Chordata, Actinopteri, Pomacentridae. Gene Ontology annotation, molecular function: A2-type glycerophospholipase activity; glycerophospholipid phospholipase A1 activity. The record is from RefSeq and is a predicted model, not a curated record. Gene Ontology annotation, cellular component: cytoplasm.